AUGGACAACCCUGCAAAUCCAAAUAUACACACCAUCGUAAAAGCACAGAUCGUGUUUCUGCUGUCAACUCUGACGGAGGAAAACUUUGAGAGGAAUCAGAUAGAGAUACGUUCUCUCUCCGAGCAACAUGGGAUUGACACCUACCUACACUUCAUCCGCCGGCUCAUCGUGCACUCCCAGAGCAGAUUAUCGUCAUCGGCUCCCCCAUCUGCUUACGAUCCCUCCACUAUCCUAACGUUCCGUUUACUCGUACAAGAGACGCAACGCCUUGCACGCGACCCUUUCCUCGCCGACCGUUUCCGAGAUGGAAUUGAUAAGGGGGAAGGUGACGUCUUCCGCCACUUCGAUCUAGUAAGAUUUGCAGACCGAGUGGGCUUGCGACCGUUGGAACGGUUGGUUCUCGCGUCGUCAAUCGCGGUAGGUUCUACGCGAAAGGAGCUAGCGUCUCAAGCGGCCAACAUGAUCCACACGGAAUUUGAGAAUGCGGUUCUUGCGUUAUGUCAACACCCAUCGUUUGAUCAUGCGGAUCUGUCUCCCAACCAGGUCACGAAAUUGCUAUCGAACCUUCUCUCCGAGCCUCCACAUGAUGCUCCCAUCCUUGAUUCCACGCAACGACAGGCUCUCAUUGCUGCAGCGCAGGCGAAAUAUGGGUCAGAGAUUGUCUCGCCGAUCUUGCAACGUAUCUUGCCUAAUUUAAGCUUACCACCCGGCACAACUCUUGUGCAGGCUUUGGUUCAGCUAGGUGGAGACAUUACCAGCGAUCCUGACGUGGUCCGCGCACUGUUAACGCGGUUUGGUAUAUCGGAAGCCAGUCCACCCAGUGAUGCGCAAGUUGUUGAGAUUGUGUCAUCUCUUGCUCGACUGGCUUCAGAGGGUUCAGUUAUCUGCGAUGUAGGAUCCCUUGUCAGAGCAUUAAGCAGCCUCAAUGUCAACAUUAACUGGGCGAGCGCUAUCAAAGCAUUCGAUUGGCCUGAUCGCCAGGGCGUUGAUACUGCCACAUUGAAGCUGCUCAUUGCGAUUCUGUUGAAUUGUCCGCGUGACGCGGAGGUACAUGCAGUGACGGGCUUCUGGCAGACAUGGUCAAAUCCGCUGUACCAACUUCGACUACUAGAUGCGUUACUCUCGUUACCAGCAGACACGUUCAACUUUGUCUCGCUCCCUGGACACAGGAUCGUGACGGUUGAUGAUGUUGCAGCAGCUAGUCCCACCAUCAAGUCACUUGCAGCAAACGUUCAAGGACACACCUGGAAUUCUCUCGAUUUGUUCGAGGUCCUAGUAUCGUUAUCGGAUUCUGAUUCCCCGGAGGUCAGAAAUUUCGUGCGAGAAAUGCUCGACAAGGCGGUCAAGAUCAGCGCAGAGCUAGUGCACAUGGGGCUCCUUCAAGUACCGCAAACGACUUGGGGAGAAAUCCGCCUGGAGUACUCACAGAGGCUGCUGGCAAUGUUCCUAGCGGGGCAUCCAAAUCAUCAAUUAGUCUUCAUGCGUAUCUGGCAGAUCGAACCCACUUAUCUCACAAACGCUUUCCGAGACUUCUAUGAAGAGAGUCCGUUGAACAUUACGAGAAUCUUGGACGUUGCUCAAGAUCUCAAGAUCUUGGACUCACUUCUUGAAGUGCGCCCCUUCACAUUCGCGCUGGACGUCGCGGCUUUGGCGUCACGCAGAGAGUACCUGAAUCUGGACAAGUGGCUAGCAGACAAUGUCACCAAUCACGGCGCUGACUUCCUCCAUGCUGUCAUUGCAUUCUUGGACUUGAAAAUGGAGAGCGAGAAGGCCACUCGGAUUUCGGAUCCGGCCGUUGAACAUCGCACUAUGCCGCUUAAUCCUCAAACCAUCACGAUAUUCCUUCGUGUCCUGCGUAAUAGCUCGAAUAUUAUGCAUGAAAGCGAUGUGGAUUACUGCCUCGAGGUCCGAAAUGCCUGUCUGCAGAUCCAUCCCCGCUUGAUGAAUCUUGUACCCGGCUCUGACGCUGAACCGGGGUUCACGGUGGUGAAUUACACAACCGAGAUCGAGGCCGAGGUCGACAGCAUCUACAAGCAGAUGUAUGACGAGCAGAUUACCAUUGACGACGUCAUUGCCCUUCUUCAGCGCAACAAGGCUUCAUCAAAUCCCCGAGACCACGAGAUCUUCUCGUGUAUGCUGCACUUCCUCUUUGACGAAUACAAAUUUUUCCAAUCCUUCUAUCCUCCGCGCGAGUUGGCGAUGACUGGUUAUCUGUUUGGAUCUUUGAUUCAAUACCAGCUGGUCGACUAUAUACCCCUAGGCAUCGCAAUCCGUUAUGUCCUGGACGCACUGAAUUGUCCUCCCGACACGAACCUAUUCAAGUUCGGAAUCCAGGCUCUUUCGCGUUUCGAGUCCCGCCUCUCGGAAUGGCAGCCCUUGUGUCAGGCUUUGCUCAGAAUUCCGCACCUAUUGGAAGCGCAACCCGAACUGGCAGCGAGCAUCCAGCGUGCUAUCGCUAAUGCCGGGGAGGAUGUCAACAACACCGUCGAUCUUCGUACCUUGACGGCUACGAAUGUUCCGGAGCCUCUGGCCAUCUUCACAGCUAUUCAGCCUGAUCCUGUUGAAGGAGAGCCAGAGAGUCCUCCAGAAGAGAUUUCAGACAAGAUCCUGUUCAUUGUGAACAAUUUGGCGCCGUCCAACUUUGAAACGAAGCUGGUAGACAUGCAAGAGCAGUUUCAGGACGAAUAUUCAUGGUGGUUUGCGCAUUAUUUAGUGGAUCAACGUGUCACCACGGAGCCCAAUAAUCAGCAGCUGUACUUGCGUUUGUUGGAUGCCUUGGGCGUCCAGAAACUAUUCCGCUUGGUGCUUCAGGAGACCCUCAUCAAGUCCGCCUCCUUGUUGAACUCGGAGAAGACUAUGCUGUCCAGCGCAGAGCGGGCAAUUCUGAAGAAUAUGGCCUCAUGGCUUGGCACGAUCACUCUCGCGCGAGAUCAUCCUAUCAAGCAUCGGCAUUUGUCCUUCAAGGAUCUGCUCAUCGAGGGAUACGAUAACGGAAGGCUCAUAGUGGCGAUACCAUUUGUUUGCGAGACACUGAAGCCGUGCGCGCGCUCGAAGGUCUUUAAGCCCCCAAAUCCCUGGUUGAUGGCCGUCAUCAGUUUGCUGGCCGAGCUGUAUCAUUUCGCCGAGCUUAAGCUGAACCAGAAAUUCGAGAUCGAGAUGUUGUGCAAAGGUCUGGAUAUUGACCUUGACACGGUGCAGGCCACGACUGUCCUCCGGAAUCGUCCCCUGACAGAAGGGCCUCCCCUUCCUGAUUACGUCGUUGCCGAUAUCAACUCCAUUCCUAUCGGAGGUUAUAAUUCUUCCGCUCAGACGCAAGGGGACUCUCAGGUACUGCCGCCCUUAACACCUGGAAGUCCGUCCGAAACACACCGAGUGUUGGGUGCCCACAUCGAGAAUAUUUUGUGUAAUAUUCUUCCAUCGGUGAUCAUCGACCCACAGUUGGCGCCGUUACAUACGAAUCAGUUGUUCAAGCGUGCUGUCCAGAUGGCUAUUGAUCGAGCUGUGCGGGAGAUUAUUCUUCCAGUUGUUGAGCGUUCCGUCACAAUUGCAGGAAUCUCCACACGAGAGCUGGUCGCGAAAGACUUUGUGACAGAAGUCAACGAGGACAAGCUUCGCAAAGCUGGUCAUCUGAUGGCCCAAAAGCUUGCAGGAAGUCUCGCUUUAGUGACCUGUAAGGAGCCGCUGAAGAGCAAUCUUGGUGGUCACAUCCGCCAUUUCCUAGCCGAUUUUGGAUUUAGCGAUCAAAUGAUCUCGGAGCAAGUUAUCUUUCUGAUCGUCCAAGACAACCUUGAUCUGGCAUGUCAAGCGAUAGAAAAGGCUGCUAUGGACAGCGCUAUCAUUGACGUCGAUGACGGAUUUGCUGCUGCCUAUGAGUCUCGCCGCCGUCACCGCGAGCAACGUCCUGGCCAGCCGUUCUGGGAUCGUUCCAUACCGCAGACGUCCUUCGUGGGAACUCUUCCGGAACCACUGCGCAUCAGACCAAGUGGUGUUCAGCCUGUCCAAGCUGUUGUAUAUGAAGAUUUCGGCAACCUUGAUGGGCUGAUUUCUCAAAGCGUCGUGCAAGAGUCUUCGUUGUUGGAUGUCAGGCGUCGUGGAUUCAUAAGCCGUCCGAGUUCAACCGUAUCGUUUCCUCCCAAUGACCAUAUGGGUUCAUCUGUGUAUGCUUCUUCGCCAGUGCUGGACCAGCAUGCUCCCGGUCAGGCAUUCCUACGUCAUCAAGAAGCCAUGGACCGUUUCAACGCUAUGGUCAAAGACUUAGAAGCAUUAUUGCUCCAACUUCCCAUCCAAUCGCUGGCAGCACUCCCCUCCGGCCACGAUGUUCGCCACCUUGUUCGGCAGAUCCUCCUCCUUGCUGCUGAUUCCAUUGAACGCCACCGCACACCUCUCCUCAUGUCGCAAAAGAUCGUACAGUUACUGUACAAAACCCCGUCCCAGCUUGGUCGAGAGAUCUACGUCGCUCUACUGCAUCAACUCUGUCAUUCGUUCGAAGAUGUGGCCAAAGAAGCGGUAACUUGGCUGAUAUAUGCUGAAGAUGAGCGUAAAUUCAAUGUACCCGUGACGGUCACGUUGUUGAAGAGCGGGCUCAUCAAUCUCCCUCAGGAAGACCAGCAGCUCGCCAAGUUCCUAUACACUGAUCCUCGACCCAGCCUUCUCACUUUCGCUGCGGACUUGAUACGAGAAUGCCUGUCAAGUGACCCACCGAUAGCAUCGCAAAGUCAAUUUGUCUACACACUGGAAAUACUCGGUCAGUUGGCUCAAUCUGGGAAAGUCAAUGAGGAGGUGCAUCGACUAUUGGACGAUCUCCGCGGUGUACGGCGACCUUCCGUUACUGAAGGUCAAGUUGUGCGCCAGGCGUCUGUGAAACCAGAGACCGAGCAGCUGAGGGAAAAGCUGUUCAUCUGGUUUCAGCAAUGGGUCAAUAUCUUCCAAAGGUCGCAUUCCCCAGAGAAGUCAUUCGUACCCUUCAUCACUCAGUUGACGAAGCAAGGCAUCUUGAAAGUCGAAGAUGUGUCGUCGUUCUUUUUCCGUGUAUGCGCGGAGUCUAGUGUCAACAGCUACAUCAAGUGCAUGAAUUCCGGGGAAUUCGCGUACUCUUUCCAAGCAUUGGAUGCCAUGUCCAGACUGAUCGUCUACAUUAUCAAAUACCACGGCGAUGCAUCUGGUGUAAACAAUGAUCAAGCCAAGGUUCACUACCUGACGAAGAUACUUUCUAUCUUCGUCCUUGUUUUGUCCAAUAUGCACGAGGAGCAAGGAGCUCUGUUUCAGCAGAAGCCUUUCUUCCGGUUUUUCUGUAGCUUGCUGAAUGAUUUGCAUUCUCUCGAAGCUAGUCUGGGUUCAGCCUAUUUCCAGCUAUUGUUGGCUAUUAGUGAUACGUUCAGCUCCCUUCAGCCAACGUACUUCCCUGGAUUCGCUUUCUCCUGGAUGAGUCUGAUCUCCCAUCGCCUGUUUAUGCCGAAACUGCUACUAUCAGAGAAUCGGGAGGGCUGGUCUGCGUUCCACAAGCUUUUGCUUUCAUUGUUCAAGUUCUUAUCUCCGUUCCUGAAAGCAGCAGAUCUUGAACCGGCUUCACGGGAUCUGUAUCGCGGAUCCCUUCGUCUCCUUCUCGUUCUCCUUCACGACUUCCCUGAAUUUCUUAGCGAAUAUUACUUUACCCUCUGCGAUGUGAUACCUCCUCGUUGCAUUCAGCUCCGCAAUGUCAUCCUUAGCGCAUUUCCCCCGUCGAUCAUCCUUCCAGACCCACACCUUCGGAAUAUGGACUUCGACUCUAUUCCCGAGAUGGGACCGAUCCCACCUAUUCUCUCCGACUUCGCUUCUAGCUUGAAGACGGAUGACCUUCGAGGAUACUUGGACCAAUAUUUGCUCAAUCGUGGCUCUCCCACCUUCCUCCCUUCGUUGAAGGAUCGCCUACGUUUGACAGGUGUCUCAGAAGGCUCCCCUGAAACCUACAAUCUAUCCUUGAUGAAUUCUCUGGUCAUGUACAUCGGAGUUUCCUCCGUUGCACAGGCGAAGGCGAGGAGCGGAAGCUCCCUGUUUGUCUCCAGUGAUCCGGGUGUAGUUGCACUGCAUUACCUCGCUACAAAUCUGGAUGUCGAAGGCCAACAUCAUCUCCUGAGCGCUAUGGUAUUGCAUUUACGCUAUCCAAAUGCACAUACACACUGGUUUAGCUCUUUGAUACUCCAUCUCUUUACGGAAAUCAAAGUUGACCAGUUCAGGGAGGUGAUGACGAAAGUUCUUUUGGAGCGAUUUCUCGUGCAUCGGCCUCAUCCUUGGGGUGCCUUAGUCACAUUCAUUGAGCUGCUUCGCAACCCGAAGUACGACUUUGGAAGUCAGGAUUUCAUCCGUGUUGUACCAGAGGUCACUCUUCUUCUCGAAACGGUUGCACGAUCCAUCUUCCAGUCGUAG
Molecule: messenger RNA, 6402 nt
Organism: Sparassis crispa
Lineage: Eukaryota; Fungi; Basidiomycota; Agaricomycetes; Polyporales; Sparassidaceae
Product: Not1-domain-containing protein
Exons: 17
Coding region: 1-6402 (2133 amino acids)
Biological process (GO): nuclear-transcribed mRNA catabolic process, deadenylation-dependent decay
Cellular component (GO): CCR4-NOT core complex; P-body
Molecular function (GO): molecular adaptor activity
Source: RefSeq, a predicted model, not a curated record